Messenger RNA from Salvia miltiorrhiza (redroot sage), 1542 nucleotides. Its product is annotated as protein MITOFERRINLIKE 1, chloroplastic. Gene Ontology annotation, molecular function: S-adenosyl-L-methionine transmembrane transporter activity. The transcript has a single exon. The record is from RefSeq and is a predicted model, not a curated record. Gene Ontology annotation, cellular component: mitochondrial inner membrane. Bases 1 to 1251 code for a protein of 416 amino acids. NCBI's taxonomy places the organism in Eukaryota, Viridiplantae, Streptophyta, Magnoliopsida, Lamiales, Lamiaceae.
AUGGAAACUUCGACCCCAAAUGCUCUCAUCCUUCUCUGCCCAAAUUCACACACUCUCACCGAUUUCAAUUCAUCCUUCAACCAUCUCAACACCCUCAUUUCCUCCUCACCUCUCCACUUAUACAGUCCCAAUCCCACCGCACCCGCACCCGCACCCGCACCCGCACGCAAGGUGUUCGCUAAAAUUCCCAAACCAAGACUGAGUUUCUCAUCCACCACACUUUCCAAUCAGGAGCUCGCACAAAAACCAGAAAAACGUAAUUGGUUCAAGCCAGCCGCUAGAGGGUCGCCGGCGGCCCAAGCCCUGUUCAAGAAUCUCUCCACUCUUGAACGGGCUAUCAUCGGCGCCGCUGCUGGUGGUAUCGCCGGUGCAUUCACUUAUGUUUGUCUUCAUCCGCUCGAUACGGUCAAAACCAAGCUGCAGACAAAGGGGGCAUCGGAAAUUUACAAAGGCGCCUUCGAUGUGAUUGCCAAGACUUUUCAGAGUAAGGGCAUUCUGGGAUUCUACAGUGGCGUUUCAGCGGUUAUUGUCGGCUCGACGUUUUCCUCCGCGGUUUAUUUCGGAACCUGCGAGUUUGGGAAGUCGUUUUUGUCGAAAUGUGGGAGCUAUCCCCUUCUGUUGAUCCCUCCAACAGCUGGUGCAAUGGGGAACGUAGUGUCGUCUGCGAUCAUGGUGCCCAAGGAAUUGAUCACGCAGAGGAUGCAGGCUGGCGCCAAGGGGCGAUCGUGGGAGGUUUUGUUGAGGAUUUUGGAGAAAGAUGGAAUCUUGGGGCUGUAUGCUGGGUAUAGUGCCACAUUGCUUAGGAAUCUGCCUGCUGGUGUGCUGAGUUAUUCCUCAUUUGAGUAUCUCAAAGCCGCGGUCUUGAGGAAGACGAAGCAGGCGAAUUUGGAGCCGUAUCAGAGUGUUGGCUGUGGGGCUUUGGCCGGGGCAAUAUCCGCCUCUUUGACAACUCCUUUGGAUGUAGUGAAGACGAGGUUGAUGACACAGGGCCACGGGGAGGCCGUGAACAAGGUUUCCGCUGCCAUGUAUUCGGGAGUGAGGGAUACAGUCAAGCAGAUACUUAAGGAAGAAGGGUGGGUCGGAUUCACUCAUGGGAUGGGGCCUCGAGUUUUCUAUAGUGCAUGCUUUUCUGCUAUAGGGUACUUCGCUUUUGAGACAGCUCGUCUCACAAUUUUGAACGAGUAUAUAAGGAGAAAGGAGCUUGAAGUUGCUGCCGUUCCUGCUGAUGCAGUAGUUGAUCAAAGUGGAUGAGAUAUUGAGAGCAGUACUGCAGUAGAGCUUACAAACUUGAUCAAAUUAGUUGAAAAUGAGGCUGCAAUUCUGCAGGUUACGUCACCCUUCUAAUCUUGCGGCCUUUUGGAGAAGCUGAUGGUAUUUGUUUAAGAAGGGUUCCAGUUAUUCGGCCCUUGAAUCACUUCAACUAGUUUUGGUACUUGUUUUGUACUUUGUUUCUUAUAUUUGUUGCCUAUUACUAAUGUAUAAUUGAAGCCUUGGCAUGUUCAAUAACAGUGAUAGCAUAUUACUACUGAAUUUUCUUCCCAA